Molecule: messenger RNA, 1371 nt
Organism: Musca domestica (house fly)
Lineage: Eukaryota; Metazoa; Arthropoda; Insecta; Diptera; Muscidae
Gene: mEFTs
Product: elongation factor Ts, mitochondrial
Exons: 4
Coding region: 201-1121 (306 amino acids)
Biological process (GO): mitochondrial translational elongation
Cellular component (GO): mitochondrial matrix
Molecular function (GO): protein binding; translation elongation factor activity
Source: RefSeq, a predicted model, not a curated record
GUUUUCUCUCUUCUCGCCGGCUUACUCUCUUACGUUAUCGAAAAACAACGUUCUCUCAAAACGUGUGCUGUCAAAAAUUUCUUAUUGUGCAACACAGAAUCACAAAAACCGGUGUUGGGACUGUCAGCACUAAGGAAAAUUCAACGUAAAUUCAACAAGUUUCGUCACCCAGAGUUACUGACCGCCAUCACAGCAUAACAAUGGUUGUUUUCCAACAGUUUGCCAGAUUCCUCCACACCACACGUGCUGUGUAUGCCGGUGCUGAGAAAAGUGCAUUGGCCGCCUUGAGAAAAAAGACCGGCUACACCUUUGCCAAUUGCAAGAAGGCCCUGGAGUUGCACAACAAUGAUAUCAAUUUGGCUGAAAAAUGGUUGAAAGAGCAAGCUCAAAGUCUUGGCUGGUCCAAGGCCACCAAAUUGGCUGAAAGGGCCACAGCUCAAGGUUUAGUUGGUGUUUUGGUACGUGGUAAUAUUGGAGCCAUGGUAGAGGUGAACUGUGAAACUGAUUUUGUGGCUCGCAAUGAUAAUUUCAAGAAUUUCGUUGACCAUGUUUCCCGGGUCUGUGCCCAAUACACAGAAUUGACGCAAUUUGAUGGAGAUCUAUGGAAGUCCGGUUUCGAAGCUGAAGCCUUGAAAAAUCUCAAAACACCCGAUGGCAAAUCUUUGGCCGAUCAUUUGGCCCUACUCAUUGGUACCGUAGGUGAAAAUGCCUCCAUCAAGAGGGCCAUUUGCUUUAAGGUCAGCAAUGAUCUGCAACUUUCCGGUUAUGCCCAUCCCCAGACAUCGGCUGCCAUUUGUCCACAAAAUGUUACACAGUUGGGUAAAUAUGGUGCCAUUGUUGCAUUCCGUGGUAAUAAAAUCGAUGAAGAGCUACAGAAAAAUCUUUGCCAACAUAUUGUGGGGUUGAAUCCCAAAAAGGUCGGCGAGGAGGGCAAGGAUGAGCCCAACUCCAAUAAGGAUGAAGAAACAUGUCUGAUACAUCAAGAAUAUCUGAUCGAUGAUGACAAAACUGUUGGUGAAGUAUUGAAAGAGAAUAAUGUUGCCAUUAUUGAUUAUCAACGUUUCGAAUGUGGUGAAGUGGCAACAAAUGAUGAUUUGGAACAAGCCAAAAUGAGCAAUUGACAAAUGCGCCAGGGGAAAGUAUUGGAGGGUCUGCCCGAAGGGGUCUGAGAGGUGAAUAAUUAAAAUUUAAUAAUUUGUUGAUAGAAUACUAUGUUAUUCUUCUGUAUAUGAUUUUAAAUGAAAAGCUACAGAAUAUAUUUACACAUAUGGACGCUUUUUCCAUUCAAUGUUAUUGUUAAAGCUUAAAUAAAUAUGAAACAAACAUACUGUAGUUAUAAAAAUACAAUGUUAUCCUAUACCAUGACCUAAA